AUGACUGAAACAACAGAGAAUGUUAAAAUCAAUAAGUGGGAUGGUGCUGCGGCCAAAAAUGCUAUUGAUGAUGCUAUCAGAGAGGUUUUGACAGGUGACCUGAAAUGUAAAGAGAGUUUUGCUCUAAUUGAUGGCCGGCUGUUCCUAUGUGCGUUAGCUGUUGGAGUGGCUCUCUAUGCUCUACUUUGGGAUUAUCUAUAUCCUUUCCCUCAAUCAAGAUUGGUUCUUAUUAUCUGUGUGUCGUCAUAUUUCAUACUUAUGGGUAUCCUCACACUCUACACAACAUUCAAGGAAAAAGGAGUAUUUGUUGUUGCUAAGGAAAAGGUUGGAAAUAACAAUAGGGUGUGGGAAGCCAGCUCCUAUGUCAAGAAGCACGACGAUAAGUACAACCUGAUUCUUGUGAUGCGAGACUCAUCUGGCAAGUCGCGGGAGGCCUCAAUCACCAAGUCAUUCGCCAACUUCAUUGACACCAACGGCACCAUCGUCAUGUCCCUCGUCCUCAACGAGGUCAACAAAAUUUACAACUCUCUAUCCUCAGAGAAAAAAGAGAAAUGA
Molecule: messenger RNA, 555 nt
Organism: Arctia plantaginis
Lineage: Eukaryota; Metazoa; Arthropoda; Insecta; Lepidoptera; Erebidae
Source: the annotation of a GenBank genome assembly